UUGGGUGUAACAGAAUGAUAAGUUAUAAAAUCAAUGGGGAGGACAACAGCUGCAUCAUCAAUUUAUGUGUAUGUGGAUUCGUGAUGCGUCGCGGUCCGGCGCCCCCGCCACCGGCCCUCAUAUUUAUACGCUAAAGCGGGCAUUGCGAAGAGUUCAAACGUGCGUCGGGCGCUCAGAACAGUAGACGAUUGAGAAGCGAUUCGCACCGCGUGGGUAGACAAGGGCGAGUGCAGUGUGCAGUGCGUACGGGUCGAGUCUUGUGUCGCUGAAAGCUCGCUGCGAAGCCUCCAGCUCCCGAGAGCGGCGGCACCGCGCGAGCGCCCGCCUCCGCCGACCGCCUCGCGUCAGUGCCGGGCCGGCCGCGCCGCAGACACCACGCUCCGGGCUUCACGAGACACUCCUCAGCCCAGCUGGACUCUAGUGACAAACAUUUUACCGACCUGCAAUUGACGACCUCGACAUUCGCACUGACACUCAGUUAUAGAGGCGACGGCAGAUGGAUCGGCGGUGCGCGGCGGGGGCGCUGCUCGCGCUGGCCGCCUACAUCGCGAAUACGGCGGCGGCACCUACAACCAGCAACCAAACUGCAUUAGAUUUAUACGAAGGACCUUCGGAAGGAUGUUACUACAACUUCCAGCACUACGGGGAAGGUGACCGUAUCAUGACAAACGAGCCCUGCCUCAACUGCACAUGCCACAACCGAAUGCUGAUGUGUUAUCUGAGGGUCUGCCCCUUCACCAAACCCAUUGGCCAAGACUGCUCGGUUGAAAAGCGCGCUGACCAGUGCUGCCCCAUCGUGACGUGCCCUGAUGUUCCAGUUGACCUACUCACCUCGACUUCGACGUCAUCUCCGUCUGAAUAUGGCGAGACUGGACUCGGCAAAUUGGACAGAUACGGCUGCAGCAUUAACGGGAAAUACUUCCCCGAGGGCUCCAAGGUGCCGCCUUCUCCGAACAAACCGUGCGAACAUUGCUACUGCAUACGAAAUAUGACGACUUGUGUUAUGCAAGAAUGUACUCUUCACGUGGACGGCUGCACUCCGAUUUAUCGUAAAGACGUGUGUUGCCCUGUUCGCUACUCGUGUGAUCACCCCGAGGAUGAAAUACCACUCUUGGACGAUAUGACCACAACGGUGCGACCUACGCCAGGAUUCCUCCUGACCACCACAACUCUUGCACCAGUAACACAAAUGACACAAGAUUGUGUGCACGAUGACAAAAUAUUUUCUGAUGGUGCAUCAAUAAAAACAGAAAAGGCUUGCGAACAUUGUUACUGUAUGAAAGGUGACAUUGUAUGUGUAGUGCAAGAGUGUGGUACUCCUAUGGAGAAUGAGGGCAAAAAUUGCACUUCCAUGCCUCCACAUGAAGGCCAAUGCUGCCCCGACACCUACAUCUGUGAAGGCGAUGAAACGACUACUGAGGUGAAACCUGAUAUUGCAACUGUAACCCCCUUCGAGGAUAUAACUACAUUAUCUCCACCAAGAAGAGUUAGUGUAGAAGGCAGUGGAUAUAGAAGUGAAACAGAUGAGCCAUCGACUGAAGUUUCCCCAUUGGAGCCUGAUACUGAGGGUAGUGGGGAAGAACAACCUUUCAAACCAACCGAGGCCAGUGAAAUGCUUCUUCCGGAAAGCGAAACCUCUCAUCCGUUAAUUGUAACUGAUCAAGAUGAAAUUCCAGACCAUUAUAGUCCAAGCACUACUGAAGUACCCGAAACGGAAUCUAAAAUUACUGAAAAGACAACAACUGAGGCUGAUAAGGGAGAAAAUACCGUGCCAAGUGGAGAUUUUGAAGAAGAUAGUUCAGACAAAUCUUCACCUGAAACAACAACAACUACUAAGCUAGAAACAGAAAAAGAGUCCUCUUACGACGCGAAAACAACUGCAUUACCUGAAGAUGAGUCUUCCCUAAAAUACAAAACUACUCCUCAUGAGGAAAUCACAGCUACCGAACCUGCCGUCAUUGCGGAAUCAACUAUUGCUGACCAUAAGUUACUUACAUCCCCAGAUAGCAUAGUUACUUCAGAAGACCAAGUGGCUGAAACUACGAUACCCACCAGAAGGAAAGAAGAAGAUGAAAUGAUUCCCAAGGAAACAACAACACUGAAACAUUUGGAAGAAUCUACCACUAAAGCAAGUGACAUCAUAACUCCGGAAAGUACUACUUCUUCAUCCAUAGAACAAGAAGUUAAAACUACAACUUCACAGUUAAUUGAAAAAGAAAUAGAGGUUAAAGAAUCAACUACUGAGUCGCCCGUGGAACUAACUACAGAAUCUGAUGUUAUUAAGACAGAUACCCAAACUGCUACGACUGUACAACCUGAAACUGCUACUGAGUUUACUACUGUCGGCAAGGUUGACCUUUCUUAUACUACAUCUGCAAAUCCUAUUGAAAACGAAAUUGAUGAAGAAUCAUUCCCCACAUUGGCACCAGGUAGAAUACCCGGUGAAGGCGAUUGCUUACUUGAUGGUGUCACUUAUAGUCACGAGAGUAUUGUACCCAGUAGCAGUCAUUGUCACACCAGUUGUAGGUGCAUCAGUAGCAUUGUCAAAUGUGAACCAAUCGUUUGUAGCCCACCACCAGACUAUAUGGAUAACUGUCAACCAAUGUAUGAUUCUCCUGAAUCUUGCUGUCCUACUUAUGUAUGUGACCAUCCAAGAGAAACGGUUCCACCUCAAUCACAUAGUCAGAUGGCAGGUACUGAAAGUCCUAUUCCUACACCUACAAUCGAAUGUGAUGGGGACCAAUGCAAAACCGAUGAAGAUAAGAAAGAAGCUACACCAUCUGUACCAUGUACCUCUGAGGGCUGUGCCGAUGAUUCAAAUAAGAAGGCUGACGAAUGUGGAUCUCAAGGGUGCGGUGAAGUUGUCAAUAAGCCAGAAGAAGUUCAUCCAGCUAUCCCUACCGAAGGGUGUAACGGCGAUAGUUGUUCAUCAUUACCAGAUCAUUGUGCCUCGGGUAAAUGUGAAACAGAAAUUCCAAAAGAUCAAACGUGUAAUGAAACGGGUUGUGAAAUUCCUGUCAUUCAAACAUGCCAAGGCGAAGAUUGCGCAACUCAACCUGACGUUACUGGUCCUAAGGAAGCUUUCGCACCUUGUGAUAAUCCAAAUGGCUGUAAAGAUCAAACGUGUAACAAUGAAAAUGGUUGUGAUAUUCCUGUUGUUCAAACAUGUCAAGGCGAUGAUUGCACAAUUCAACCUGAUAUCACUGCUUCUAAGGAUGAUUCCACACAUUGUGACAAUCCAGAUGGCUGUAAAGAUGUCCAAAUUCCCGAAAAAGCACCACAUUGCACAGGCGAAUCAUGCGUAUCUGAAUUCCCAUCUCAGAUACCACAAGAAUCACAAGAUUGUAAGGAUGGCAGUGAUUGUGCUCAAAGUAAUCAGACUCCAACUACUGGAGAAUGCAACGAAGAAGAAUGUAAAACACAACAAGUUCCAGAAAUUAAUAAACAACCUAGUGAUUGCGUUGGCACUAAAUGCACACAACAAAAAGAUCAUGUCCCACACAUAAGUGAUAUACCAGAGUUUAGUACAGAGUCUGCCCCAAGAGUAACUGAAUUACAUGAAGAACUGGAAACAAAAUCUGAGGAACCAGUUACCGAGUUACCAAAGACAACUGCUAUUGAAAAAGAAAUUGAACCCAGUGCAACCACCAAAGCGUCAAUACCAGAAAAGGGCGAGGAAUCAGGUACAACUCCACAAUACGAAGAAAUUGAUAAUGACAAAGAAAAAGAGACUCCUGCAACUAUUUCCAAAAGCCCUGAAAUAGUAACCCAGGCAACAGAGGGUGAACAGGAAGAGAGCAUUACCGAAAGUGCCAACAAAGAAACAACAAUGGCUCCAUUAGAUAUCACUAAGGUAAAAGAAAUAUUACCAGAAGUAACACCAGCAUUCUCAGAAGUUCCCACGACAGAAAUACCAAGCUUAUCUGAUAAAGAUACUACAGAAACAAUUACAGAAUUGCCAAGCUUUGCUGGAACUGAGUUGCCAGAACCAACAUUAAAACCAAUCAGUGAUACGGAGUCUGAAGUUCCAGAAGAUGCUGCUAAAGAUAAGGACACAGCUGAUAUUACCACAACCGAGGGAGCAACUCAAAGUAGCUCUCCCAAAAUAACUGAGGAAACCACUAAAUCACCAGAACUGUUAACACUGGCUCCUGAAACUCUAGACAGAGAUGGCCACGAAAAAUCAACGAAGGAACCAGAAUAUGUGCAAGACACUGAAGAAAAAAUAACCGAGACUACUGAACGUUAUACAUCUGCACCUGAACAAAUAACUGAAAAGGUAGACGUACAACCAAUCCAAGAAGAAGAAUCACAGGGUACGCCAACGACACCAAAAUCUUAUGAAGGUCAAACAGCUGCUCCGGAGGUUCUCGUAACAGCAUCUCCUGAGCCGCAAAGUACUUCAGCACAAGAUGAAGACAAAAAAAUACCAGAACUGCCAGUAUCUACAUCAACACCUGAAGAGCUUGUCACCAGUAAAUCUGACGAUACUAAGCAGACUGCCGGUGAUAUGUCAUUACCAGAUACUACGGAAAUAGCAGAAACGCAAGCCCCAGAGUUAGUUGUUGGUGAAGCUGCGUCUAAACCAGAAGACCUUGAUCUCCCUGAAAACGUUACUCCAGGUGAUUAUGAAAUAACAAAGGCUCCAGUUCAUGAUAUUACUGGUGAACCUGAAAGUCAAACUGAGACACCUAAGCCGUUUAUAACAUUACCUCAAGAAACGUCUGCUGAAGAAUCUGACGAAGACAAAAACGCAGAAACACCGCCACCUGUUAUAGUCGACAUUCAAACGCAAACUCCAAUGUCCAUUGUGAAAGAUCACGAUGACGAUGAAUUUGGCAGCACAGUUACACCUGAGCCAGCAUUAACCACUGAGCGUAGUACUUCGGAAUCAGAAUCACCGGACUCCGUGCAAUCACCGCUGCCAACAAGCAUUCCUGCUAAAACACCAUCGGAAGAGUCAGUAUCUGAUAUUGAAAAAAUGCCUAGUGUGAGUGAUGAAGAUCAUUCGGCUACGCCAACAGAAUCACCUGCAGAAAAGUUGGGAACAUCAGUCGUCGCUGAAGAUGUAUUCCCAACAGAUAAAACAGCUCCAGAAACGGAAACUAGCACUGGUUCUUCACCAGUAUCAGUACAGAUUGUCACUGAACCAAUAAGCUCGGAACCAUCUGUGACAGAAGCUAAUCUCCAAGAGUUUAGUGCCCCACAAGAAGAAACAAGUGACAAUAUGGAAACUAAAUCGCCUACCUCCGUCCCGGAGAGCUCAGUACAACCAACCACUGAAGGAGGAGAAAUAAUUACUCCUUCUCAGGAACAAUCGAAUGAUACUGAAGAUGUUACUGAACUACCAGAAUUAAUAGUUCAUGAACACCCGACGGAACCAUCUUCAAUUGAAAAAGAAUCUGAUCAACCUGUGACCGAAGAGGCUGCUACUAAACAACCACAGGAAAUUAUACCGGAAACGGUAACAUCUGAUGUACCAAUACCACAGGAUGUUCCAUCUAUUACUCCACAAUCUGGGAAACCAGAUCAAGAAUCUAUUACAAAAGCACCGGAAAUCUCCCAAUCCGGAACUACAGAAUCUAAACUAGAUGAUGAACUGCCUCAUAUCCCUGAAUCAUCCUCUACGGGAGCACAAAAAGAAGUAACAGAGGGCCCAGAGUUACAAGUCACGACGAAUACUCCAGAAGUAACUGCUAUAGAUGCCCAGAAGGAUGAAAUAGAAACACCUGCGACCGAAAUCAGCGUUACUAGUGCUCCUAAGGUAUCGGAAACGGAACCGCAAGAAACAAUAACAGAGUCGCAACCUUCUGUAACAGAAACAGACUUGUUCGUAACUCAACCUCAUAAAGAUACUACAGAAGCCCCAGAAUCAAACGAUAUGGUUACCAAGCCCUCCGAUUCUUCUAAAACUGCCUCGGAAUCACAAAAAGAAUCUCCAGCUAUGCCUGAAGAACCAGAAAUACAAUCCCACAUGGAAACAACAAAAACACAAGAUGUUACAACUACUGCUCCAGAAAUAUCUUUAACGCAGUCACAAAAAGAAUCUACGGAAACUCCAGAAUCACAAGAUACUGCAACGAAGGUGGUAGAUAUAUCUCCGGAAACAUCAGAUAAGGAAACUUCAAAAGAACCUAAGCCUCAAGAUACGGUGACCAGCGUACCAGAAUUAUCUGAAACUGAGCCACAAGGAGAAAUUAUGAAAGCUCCAGAGGUAACAGAUGUGGCCACCGAUGUACCUGAGACACUAGAAACAGGACCCAAAGACGAAACCACCCAAGCUCCUGUAGUACAGGAUCUAACAACAAGCCUUCCCGAACUACCUAUUACAGAAACAGUACCUAUAGAAGAUACAAAGAUUCCUAUGAUAGAAGAAAAGGUAACCGUUCUUCCUGAAAUAUCUGGAACUGUACCUUUAAUAGAGGGUACAGAAGCUCCAACGCAUGAUGAUUCUUCAAGUGACGUUCCAGAAGUACAUGCAACUGAACCUCAAAAAGAAGUAACUGAAGCUCCAGUAACAGAAGAUACAGUAACGAACGUUCCAGAGACUUUAAUUACGGAGUCCCAAGAUACACAAGCACCUGAAUCUCAGGAUACUGCGACAAGCUCCCCUGGAUUACCAGAAACAGAACCAAAGAAGGAAUCAACUGCAGCACCUGAGUCACAACAAACUAGUUCAACCAUUCCCGAAACAUCGCCAACUGAAUCUAAGAAGGAGAUUACAGAGCUACCAGAAACCGAUGGAAUUACAGAUGCGCCAGAAAUUUCAGCUGAUACUAAAGCUCCUGAAACUGAACCGACGAAGGAUAUUACAGAGCUACCAGAAACCCAAGGAAUAACAGAUGCGCCCGAAAUUUCAGCUGAUACUAAAGCUCCUGAAACUGAACCGAAGAACGAUAUUACAGAGCUACCAGACACCCAAGGAAUAACAGAUGCACCAGAAAUUACUGCUGAUACUAAAGCUCCUGAAACUGAACCGAAGAAGGAGAUUACAGAGCUACCAGAAACCCAAGGCAUUACAGAGGCACCAGAAAUUUCAGCUGAUACUAAAGCUCCUGAAACUGAACCGAAGAAGGAGAUUACAGAGCUACCAGAAGUCCAAGGCAUUACAGGAGCACCAGAAAUUUCAGCUGAUACUAAAGCUCCUGAAACUGAACCGAAGAAGGAGAUUACAGAGCUACCAGAAGUCCAAGGCAUUACAGGAGCACCAGAAAUUUCAUCUGAUACUAAAACUCCUGAAAAAUCUGGCACGGCAUCUCCAGAGGAAGUAACAGAGGCCCCAGAAACACAAACAGUGGCAACGAUAGCUCCACAAGUACCAACAGUUUCGGAAACGGAAGUGCCGGAAACACCAGAAUCAUCAGAAAAAACCGUAACAGAGCCACACAAUGUACCGACAGAACCAUCCGAAUUAUUAGAAUCUCAAAAACCAGCGACCGAAUUACCUGAAAUUUCACCUGAGUUGGCUACAACUGCUCCAGAAAUAUUAGCAACAAAAUCUGAUAAGGAUAUAACCGAAGAGCCAGAGCAAGAAUUUACAACUAAGACACCAGAGCCAUUAGAGACUGAACCAGAGCCAGAAAAAUCUUCCAUCACAGAAAAGGACGAGUCAGUCACAGAUUCACCGUUAAAAAUAACAACUAAAUUUGAUGAUCAAACUAAAUCUGAACCACAAGAAUUUGUUACUCCCACUGAAUCGUCGAAACCCGAAACAGAAACACCACUAACUACAGAAGUCGGAUCAUCAACUACAUCAGAUAAGAAGAUUACAGAGUCACAGGCAACUGAAUAUCCGGUCAAGAUAGCAGAUUCUGAUUCUGAAACAGAGAAACCCCACGAAGGAGUAGAAAUUGAGACGGAAAUGCCGUUCGUGGAACCCGCAAAGACUGAAUCAUCUGUUUCUGGAUCCAUUGAAUCCGAUACUAAAGCACCUGAAUUGAUUGAUACUGAAUUGGGUGCAACAAUAGGACAAGAAUUGCCUGUGACAGAAAAGCAAGAUACAAGGCGAACCGAACCAACAAGUCCUCCAGUUAAAGAAGAUGUUACCAAAGCUCCAGAAACUUUAGAAACGCCAGAGAAAACAACAAUAAUAUCCGAAGAGCCUGAGCAAACUACAAAAGAAGAAUAUCCAGAAACAACGCCAGACUUAGUAUUAUUAGAGGAACAUACGCAUAAGACUGUAUCCCCAGAUGUAGAAACAAGUACUAGUCCUUCCGAUAUACCAUUAAAGGAAUAUGAACCAUCGACACCUGAAAUAUCCGUAGAAAAGGUAACAGAGUCUGUCCUAAGUACGGAAUCAGAAAAGUCACCGCAAGAAGACGUGGUAUCCGACAAGGAUCAAAGCGUACCAGAAGUGACAGAAACUUCGACACCUGAAAAAUCAACGGAGCCUUUGCCUGUGUCUGAAGAGAUCACCACGAUAUCUCCUUUGCCUGGAUCUCUCGAUACUGAAAAACCACAUAUUGUAGAAUCUAAUGAAAGUUCCACGUUCCCACCCACGACAGCUGAAGAACCAACGGAAAAUGAGAAGCCUUUAGUACCAAGCGUUGAGUCUGAAUCAGAGAAACCACAUGUGGUAGAAACGAAUGCACCUGAAGAAGAAUUUAUCUUAGCAACCACCAAAGCCACAACUAUAAAAGCAGAAGAACAUCAAUCCACGACACCUUCACCGUUACUUGAUAAAUUCGGAAAACCUGAUGAUGAAGUACCAAAACCGGCCGCUGAACCUGAAAAAUCACAACCUGAUGUUACUGACGAAAUACCGAAACCUGGAGCCAACGAAGUCCAACCCACAGAAGAGGAAUUACCAACAGAAGAAGAAAGCCAUAUCCCACCGAGCGGAACUAGUGGUUACGGACAAGAGCCUGAUUACGGAGAAGAAGAUUCCUUCGGUCCUGGUACUUGUCGAUAUGGUGGAAAAGUAUACGUAUCUGCGCAACAAAUACCAAGAGACGAUCCUUGUGAUUUCUGCUUCUGCUUUAGAAGUGACAUUAUUUGCCUUCAACAAAGUUGUCCUCCUCCAAUUCAUGGCUGUCAUGAAGAACCUAUCCAAGGAUUCUGUUGUCCUCGAUAUGAAUGCCCAGUGUCCAUGGCGACUACUCUCAACGUUACGACAACAACAACAACGACGACGACAACAUUGCCACCACACUUCCUACCUCACGCCUACAAGGGCGCUGCGCAGAGAAGAGGCUGUCAAAUAAAGGGACACACCUACAAAGUGGGAGAAGUCGUGCGAGCAUCAUCAGGACCAUGUUUACAUUGCACAUGUGGAGGAGACGGUCAAAUGAAGUGCGAUCCCAAGGUGUGUACGCCAGAGCCCAUGCUCAGACAGAUGAUCGCCGCGGCGGUGUCCGCGAAACGACGAAGGUGAAAUACCCCCCCGAAAAAUGACUCAUUCGCCUGCGACGUCACUAGGGUAAAGAACCUAUGUGAUAAUACUUCCAUCUACUCUUCUAUGCACAAGAAUAAUGCUCAAAUUAUCCCGAAGGAAGGAGUAGUGUAAGAUUUCGUGUCAUAUAUGGUAAUUUUUUUAACUUUCAUAAAGUCAUGGCACGCACAACUCAAUAAUACUUGACUGUGAUUAAAAUAUUAAAUUAGAUUUUUCUAAAUCUGAAUUGUUAGUGUUUUCGGGUCUUCAUUAUUAAGGCUAAUUUAUUAUUAUUAUUUAUCUUUUCAUUAACAAAAGUCAGUGCCAAACGAUAGUGCUAAGUUGUAAUCGACUAUGCCUUUAUGAUAACAGGAGUUUCAAAAUUUAUUAAACUUUAAAGUGAAAACUGACCAAAGCGAAGCGAUUCGAUAUCGAAAAUUGAAUUGAAACGACAAAAUACAUCCAGCUUUGUGUCGUUGGUCACUAGAUCGCCGAAAUCUUGACCAUUUUUACUUAAAUUUACCGAAAUAGUUAAGUUUAGUCAAAAUCUUUGUUUUUACACGAUGUUAUAAUAAGCGAUCUAGUAUCGUGUAAAUAUGAAGUAACCCAUAAGAAUCCCUGAUGUAAAUGCCUUACUUAAUUUGUAAUAAUUUAUAUAUGUUAGGUGUAUAGUACUUAAGCCAUGUUUUAAGACAAGUGACUAUUAUAAUUUAGAAGUUAGAAAAAGGAAGCCACUUCAUGUUGAUAGGGCGAAAAGCGUCCGUCGACGCGAGCGGGGCACACGCGCCGGCGCAGCCUUGGCGAGCGCUUUUCCUGCCUCCACGUCUGACAGAAAGUGACAUCACGACUGAUCUUGUUUUCUCUAAUUCGUGAAGGUGCACAGUUUUUACUAGCACUUAUUUAGUAAUAGUGACCAAUAUUUUUAAAAGUGUUUUGUAAAAAACUUUUUGCAAUAUGAUGUUAAGGAGCAUAUUGUAGGAUCUUUUGUAACUUUUGAUAUUAAAGUGCUGGUAGACUUAAAUACAUGACCUUUCAUGUGUAUCAGAUCAAGACGGGUACGAAAGUUGAUCAGACUUUGCGAUCGUUUUUGGAAUGAUAUUAUAUGUAGAGAUGUAAAUAACGAUCGCAUUAAUUCGUACAAACCUUCUUCUGUGUAUGUAAGUUGUAGUUAAUAUUUCUUCUUAUUUAUUUAAAGUUGUAGUUUUGGUUGUAUAUCAAGAUGAGAUAGGUUUUCCAUACGAGAAAAUAUUAAUCUUCUUUUAUCAAAAAUUACAUUCAGGUUAUCAGGAAAAUAAAUAAUUUUAUUUCAACUCUAUUUUAUUUGUUUAAUUAGUUAUUACCAAGCUACAAUCUAGCUGUCUGUGCUACUGUGCAAGAGAGUUUAAAUAAAAUAUUUCAAAUGAA
Messenger RNA from Cydia amplana, 10774 nucleotides. Its product is annotated as mucin-2. NCBI's taxonomy places the organism in Eukaryota, Metazoa, Arthropoda, Insecta, Lepidoptera, Tortricidae. The coding region runs from base 497 to 9373 and encodes 2958 amino acids. The record is from RefSeq and is a predicted model, not a curated record. The transcript has 7 exons. Gene Ontology annotation, molecular function: protein binding.